Messenger RNA from Saccharomycopsis crataegensis, 2094 nucleotides. RefSeq names its product phosphatidylinositol phospholipase C (gene PLC1). The record is from RefSeq and is a predicted model, not a curated record. Lineage: Eukaryota; Fungi; Ascomycota; Saccharomycetes; Ascoideales; Saccharomycopsidaceae. The transcript has a single exon. The coding region runs from base 1 to 2094 and encodes 697 amino acids. Gene Ontology annotation, biological process: release of sequestered calcium ion into cytosol; lipid metabolic process; phosphatidylinositol-mediated signaling. Gene Ontology annotation, molecular function: phosphatidylinositol-4,5-bisphosphate phospholipase C activity.
AUGAAUGUCUUCCAAUCACCAACUUUGCUUUCCCAUCAUCUUCAUCAUCACCACCAGAUAUCAAAACCACCUGCUGCUGCUGCUGCUGUUGCUGCCGAUGCCCCUACAACAAUACCAUUACAGUUAAUUGAAACCUCAUCGCUUGAAUUUGAGGACGACGAUGAUACUUCCAGUCAAGGCAGCGUCUUCUCAUCAAUACUAGAUAAUGAAUGUCCCGAGUCAUUAGCGUCUGUCAUUCCAGAACCCAUCAUUGAGUUAUUUAACCGUUUGUCAGGAGACCAACCAUCGAUAUCCCCGGAGGAAUUCGUAAAGUUUUACAAAUCUCAGAAUAACUGCUUGAUUACUCAACAUCAAUCGCAACUUAUCCUCGACAAAUACUCCACAAAUAAUAAAAAUAUCAAUACCAGCGGUUGUCAGCCCUCCAUCACUCUAGAAUCUUUCCAUAAAUUCCUCACAUCAAAUGAUAAUUGUCUCAUGAAUAACAACCUUGGCCUUGAAGAUUUCACUAGACCUCUCAAUCAAUACUACAUCUCGUCAUCACACAACACUUACCUAACUGGCCGGCAAAUCGGCGGUACAUCAUCAAUAGAUCUCUACAUCUCAGCAUUAUCCAAGGGUUGUCGAUGUAUCGAAAUCGACAUUUGGGACGGCGCCAAUGGCCCAGUGGUGAGCCAUGGCCCAACAUUGACUACCUCGGUCAAUCUCAAUAAAGUCAUUGAAACAAUUCGUCACUACGGCUUUCUUCAUUCGGAUUUGCCCCUAAUUUUAUCAGUGGAAAUCCAUUGUAAAAAACAGUACCAACAUCAAGUUAAACAGUCCUUUGUUAACGGACUUGGCGAUUUGUUAAUGCAAGGAAAUAAUAAUAACGCCGACAACCUAUCCGAUGAGCAUUUGCCACCAGUUGAUCAAUUGAAAAACAAAAUCUUGAUUAAAAUCAAAAGACCAUCAAACACAAACAUCACCACCUCUCAACCACCAUCAUUAUCCAGUUGUUCUUCCACCUCAGGGGGCUUUUAUUCCAUCAAUGGCACCGGGUCUUUUAUGUCUUACAUCAAUUCAACCUCAGGGUUCCUACAUCACACUUCAUCAUCAUCAUCAUCAUCAUCAUCAUCAUCACUUAGCGAAACUUCAAUGUCAACCGCCGGCGGUUCUGGAGGGGAUUCCGACUCGCAUUUUUCUAUUCCUUCAUCAUCUUCUGAAUCAUCUUUGGGACUUCUUUCUCCGAAUUUUUCAACGUUAUCAAUAUCCAAUAACAAGAAACACAAGAUCAUUCCAGAACUCUAUCAAAUGAGCCAUUACAUUCACGGAGUUAAAUUCAAAAACUUUUGUUCUACCGACGCCAAAACUUUCAACCAUUGCUUUUCGUUUAGCAAUUCCAAACUUUAUUCCAUGCUUCGCCAUGCUUCCCCCUCGACAAUCGAAGCGGUUCAUUUACAUAAUACCAACCAUUUGAUGAGAAUUUAUCCAAGUGGGUACAAGAUUAACUCUAGCAACUUUGAUCCCACCACUUUUUGGAAAUUCGGCUGUCAAAUGGUCGCCACCAAUUGGCAAACCUGGGAUCUCGGAGAACAAAUCAACGAAUCGAUGUUCAAUUAUGGCAGUAGAUCCGGCUUUAUUUUGAAGCCGCAAUAUCUAUUAGAUUCGCAAUCGUCUUCCUAUGGUAACUCGUUGAUUAGAAAUUCCAGUAUUGAUGAAUCGAACUUAUCCAACGUCAAGUUUUGUAUUGAGGUUCUUCACGGGGAAUUCAAUAAUAAUGCGAGUUCUAAACCUUCGCCAAUCACCAUGAAGAUCAUUGGUCAUGAAUCAAAAAGUCAAGGGUUGCGCAAAUUUUUAGCCAAUUCGUUUUUCAAGAAAUCAAAACUGUUGACUUCCAAUACCAUGUGGCAAAACUCCAAAUUUUCUGGUGAGUUGUUCAACACCUUAUUCGAAUUUCUUUUCCUUAAAUUUUCUAUUGGUAAUGGUGAAUUCGAAAGAAGUGUGGUGGUUAGAAUGUGUUAUUUGAACAAUGGUUAUAAGUUCUUUUCACUUGUUGAUGAAUUUGGGAACGAAACUGAUGAAAAAUUAUUUGUCAAGAUUGACAUUACCGUUAAUUGA